UCGGAGGAUGGUCCCUCCUUUUUGUGAGAAGGACGUUGAGAAGUAUUUUUGUCAUUUCGAGAGGGUUGCAGCUUCAUUAAAGUGGCCUGAAAAUGUUUGGUCUUUGCUUUUGCAAUGCGUGAUAACCGGUAAGGCGCAGGAGGUUUAUGCUUCGUUGUCCAUUGAAGAUUCUGCUGAUUAUACGAUUGUUAAGGCUGCUAUAUUAAAAGCCUACGAGUUAGUCCCGGAAGCAUAUAGACAGCGAUUUAGACAAUACACGAAACUUUCGAAUCAGACUUAUGUUGAGUUUGCGCGUGAAAAGGAAAUUUUGUUUGAUCGUUGGUGCGCGUCUCAAAAAGCCGAGAGUAGAGAGCAGGUUAGACAGUUAAUCCUUAUAGAGGAAUUUAAGAGUUGUGUACCUGUCGCCCUUGCUACUUAUGUAAACGAACAAAAAGUAGACACGCUCUACAAAGCUGCUACUCUGGCCGAUGACUUCGUUUUAACACAUAAAGUCACUUUCAAGGAUGUUCAAAAAUCACGAGAUAAUAUUCCUGUUGAUCCACCUGUUGUGUUGCCUCGCAAAUCGUUUAAUGUGUUGGCCGCACCUGACCAUUCACAACAGUUCAGUAUCGUGGUGGAUGCUAGCGAUGUUGGGGCGGGAGCUGUCCUCCAGCAGAUGGGUGCUGAUGAUGUGGAACACCCAGUGUGUUACUUUUCUAAAAAGUUUAAUACUGCACAGUUAAAGUAUUCUACUAUUGAAAAGGAGGCAUUAGCAUUAGUUCUUGCGAUUCAACAUUUCGAGGUGUAUUUGUCCAGCUGUUAUUCGAUCCUUGUGUAUUGUGAUCAUAAUCCGCUUAUCUUUUUGAACUCCAUGCGCAAUUUUAAUCAGCGUCUUAUGCGCUGGAGUUUAUACUUGCAGCCAUACGACCUUGACAUUAAACAUGUCAGAGGUCGGGACAACGUGGUCGCUGACGCCCUAUCCCGGAUUGGAUAGGCCUGUGGGUAACGUAUGUUUUUGAGAAAGGUGUCUUUUAGUAGAUGCACUUUCUUGUGGUGACGGUUCACUUUUGGGGGAUGAAGGUGUUACAUGCAUGUAUAUUUAUGUAUUUGCCUGCCCUCUAGGGGCAGGUAAAGCGUGAUUUACCAUUGUUCUGAUUUAGCAGAUCCUCUACACGUGUGGACUAUUUACGUGAGCUUAAAGGAAGUCAAGUUCCCACACUUCAGGGGCGGAACUUGAGCGGCCGUCCCGAGUCGGAGCUGAGCUCUCUUCUGUGUUUAUCCUUCUUAUUUUUCCUGUCUAAUUUCUCCCACUUGUUGUUAUAUUCCGUUUAAUUAAUAAAUUCCCCUUUUGAUCGAGCCUUUGUGUCAUCCCUCUUUUGUGUUAUAGCAGUGGCUG
Messenger RNA from Carassius gibelio (silver crucian carp), 1375 nucleotides. RefSeq lists its product as uncharacterized. The record is from RefSeq and is a predicted model, not a curated record. Lineage: Eukaryota; Metazoa; Chordata; Actinopteri; Cypriniformes; Cyprinidae. The transcript is spliced from 2 exons. Bases 8 to 973 code for a protein of 321 amino acids.